ACAGCCGUCGGCGGACACCCAGAAGAAAAAAGAAGUUAGGUCCAGUGUUUUGUUCGCUGCGGGCUGUCAGCGGGCACGUUCUUCUGGCUUUUUCCGGUCAGCCCAGAGGUUUAAACGCCACACAUCUGCUGCUGUCCGCUUUUUGCGUCACAAAGAAGGGAAAUGGGCCGGAAAGCGACCGUCGCGACGUGCUCCCUGAACCAGUGGGCUCUGGACUUUGAGGGCAACGCGGAGAGAAUACUGAGGAGUGUUGAAAUUGCUAAGGCGCGUGGAGCCAAAUACAGACUGGGUCCAGAGCUGGAGAUAUGUGGCUAUGGCUGUGCAGACCACUUCUACGAGUCGGACACGCUGCUCCACAGCUUUCAGGUUUUGCGGACCCUGCUGGAGUCUCCCGUUACCCAGGACAUCAUCUGUGACGUUGGAAUGCCCAUCAUGCACCACAAUGUGCGCUACAACUGUCGCGUCCUGUUCCUCAACAGAAAGAUACUGCUCAUCAGACCCAAAAUGCUGAUGGCCAACCAGGGGAACUACAGAGAAAUGCGCUGGUUCUCACCAUGGAACAAGCUGAGACAGGUGGAGGAGUAUUUCCUGCCCAGGAUGAUCCAGGAGGUCACAGGCCAGGAUACGGUCCCAUUCGGUGACUGUGUUCUCUCCACAAAGGACACCUGCAUAGGUACCGAAAUCUGCGCAGAGCUCUGGAACCCAAACAGUCCCCAUAUUCAGAUGGGGCUGGAUGGGGUGGAAAUCUUUACUAAUUCAUCGGCCAGUCACCAUGAGCUCCGCAAAGCUGACCAAAGAGUCAACCUGAUCAAGUCAGCCACCUUGAAGAGUGGUGGGAUAUACCUGUAUGCCAACCAGAGGGGCUGUGAUGGAGACCGUGUCUACUAUGACGGCUGCGCCAUGGUAGCCAUCAAUGGAGACAUUGUAGCCCAGGGAGCCCAGUUCUGCCUCAACGAUGUGGAAGUCAUUACCGCUACUCUGGAUCUUGAGGAUGUGAGAAGUUACAGAGGAGAACUAUGCCAACCACACAUGGAAAGUGAACCCAAACCCUGUCACAGGAUCAAAGUUGACUUCUCUUUAUCCAGUGGAGAUGACAUCUACCUUCCCACCCACCAGCCCAUACAGUGGCACUUUCACACACCGGAAGAAGAGAUCAGCCUAGGGCCGGCCUGUUGGCUUUGGGACUACCUGAGGAGAAGUGGACAGGCUGGCUUCCUGUUACCUCUCAGCGGCGGCGUUGAUAGUUCCUCCACGGCGUGCAUCGUUCACUGUAUGUGUGUGCUGCUCUGCCAGGCCGUAGAGGACGGCAACGGCCAGGUACUAAAGGACGUCCGCAGGGUGGUCGGGGAUGACUCUUACAGUCCAGAGCAUCCAAAGGAGCUGUGCGGGCGCCUUUUCACCACCUGCUACAUGGCCAGUGAGAACUCCUCCAAGGAUACAUGCAGCAGGGCCAGAGACCUGGCCGGCCAAAUCGGCAGCACACAUCUGGACAUCAACAUCGACAUGGCAGUGAAAGGCGUCCUGGGCAUCUUCUCGGCCGUAACGGGGCGGUGGCCCAAGUUUCGCGCCCACAGUGGAAGCCACAGAGAGAACCUGGCUCUGCAAAACGUGCAGGCCCGGGUAAGGAUGGUGUUGGCCUAUCUCUUUGCCCAGCUGAGUCUGUGGGCCCGUGGUAAACCCGGCGGGCUGCUGGUGCUGGGCUCUGCUAACGUCGACGAGAGCCUCACAGGAUACUUCACGAAAUACGACUGCUCCAGUGCGGACAUCAACCCCAUCGGAGGCAUCAGCAAGACGGACCUGAAGGGCUUCCUGCUGUACUGCGCCGAGCACUUCCAGAUCCCGGCUCUCAGAGGGAUCCUGGCUGCUCCGCCCACAGCCGAGCUGGAGCCGCUGACGGACGGACAGGUGUCACAGACGGAUGAGGCUGACAUGGGGAUGACCUACUCGGAGUUAUCGGCGAUUGGACGACUGAGGAAAAUUUCCAAGUGCGGCCCCUUCAGCAUGUUCUGCAAACUCAUACACAUGUGGAGGGACGUCCUCUCGCCCACAGAGGUUGCCCGGAAAGUGAAACACUUCUUCCGGAUGUACUCGGUGAAUCGCCACAAGAUGACCACAGUGACUCCGUCCUACCACGCGGAGAGCUACAGUCCCGAUGACAACCGCUUCGACCUCCGCCCCUUCCUCUACAACACGGGCUGGACCUGGCAGUUCAGGUGCAUCGAUCAGCAGGUGUCCCACGUUUCCCCAGAGGCCCCGCAGCAGUGACAACCAGGCUCCUCUGUGGGGAAAAUCCAUCCCAGAGAACCCUCUUCAUUUGGUCCCCUCCAAAGACGCGUCUGAUGAAGCAGAAGCAGGCGACACUGCCGGUGUAAAUAGCAGAGGAUCACCGCGGAGGGUUUUUAACGUCCACAUUAAGUCCACCAUGCCCAGUUUGGCCGGUUGGAUGAAAGCUAAGUUUGGCUGUAAUCUGUUGGUCGCUUUAGCCACGAAACCUUCUGAGAAUCAGCUCCUAAUGACGCGGUCCGAUUAGUAGGUUCAUGAAUUUGAUUUGACUGGGUUAUGACUGUAUAACAAUCAUAUGAAAAAUAAAUCUGUUGAUUGAAGUGUGUCUUUAAAAGUGCCUAGAGAUGACAUUUGUUGGGAUUUAGUAUUUCAUUUAUCAAACUGAAUUACCUGGUAAAACGGUCACCUGUGGAACCCAAAUAUUUAGCUAUUUAGCUUUACUCUGUUAGAUCCUGUUAACUUCCUGUUCCGGCUCUCGGCGAGCGC
Messenger RNA from Menidia menidia (Atlantic silverside), 2769 nucleotides. The record is from the annotation of a GenBank genome assembly. Lineage: Eukaryota; Metazoa; Chordata; Actinopteri; Atheriniformes; Atherinopsidae.